Cajanus cajan (pigeon pea) is the source of this 1951-nucleotide messenger RNA. RefSeq names its product transcription factor DIVARICATA. NCBI's taxonomy places the organism in Eukaryota, Viridiplantae, Streptophyta, Magnoliopsida, Fabales, Fabaceae. Gene Ontology annotation, molecular function: DNA binding. The record is from RefSeq and is a predicted model, not a curated record.
UAACAGCUUUCAUGCUUGGAGAUCCUAUAAUUAUUAUUUCUGCUGAGUUGGUUUGUUUAAUAUUAUUUCUUCUCUUUUCCUUGUUAGACAGGGAAAAAGGGAGAAAGAACAGUUUUUUUUUUUGUUUUUUAGAACAAGUCUUUCUCUACCCUCAGUUGCUCAUUAGCACUUGACUCUUUCUGCUGUUUCCUAAUUGGGUUAUCACUUACCACAUUUAUUGUGUUUGGCUUCUCCUCUUGCUUUCCCAAAUUUUUCUUCUCACUAAAAGUUUCAUUUUUGAGUUCUUGUUUGGUAUUUGAGAGGGAAGUUCAUUGGGUAAGCAGGGUUAUCUUGUAAGAAUUUAGACCAAUCGGAUAAUAGAUAAUAAUCUUCAUUCAACACCAAUUUGGAGCAUUCUCUCUGAUUUUUUUUGAUCAAGUGGGUCGUUUCUAGAUUCUUGAGGUAUUCUUAUUCCCUCCAAAGUGCUUGUGGAUUUACCCUUAAUAUUGUUCUUGCAAAACCUCCACUUCUGUUCUCAUUUCUCUUUGCCUUAUCUUCCUCAGUUUAAUUUCCACCCCUCAAGUUUCAAUCUUGCUUUGAAUAAGCCCAAAUUUGAUUGUAUGAGCAGUAGCUUGUGUUGUGCUUGUAAAUUGAAUUGAUGAAGUGGGAAACUAUAACCCUCCCUCCUACACCUUGUACUCCCAACUCCAACAUCAACACCAACACCAAUUGGUUGGUGGAAGAUAGCAGGAGCACAAAAUGGACCACUGAAGAGAACAAGCUCUUUGAAAAUGCUCUUGCGGUGCAUGAUAAGGAUACCCCAGAUCGGUGGCACAAAGUGGCUGAAAUGAUUCCAGGAAAGUCUGUUGUGGAUGUGAUCAGGCAGUACAAGGAGUUAGAAGUGGAUGUUUGCAAUAUAGAAGCUGGUUUGAUCCCAGUUCCUGGCUAUAGCACUGCCACCUCACCCUUCACCUUAGAUUGGGUGAACACUCCUAGUUAUGAUGGGUUUAAAGUAAGUGGAAAGAGAUCUUCCUCAGUGAGACCUCAUGAGCAUGAAAGGAAGAAAGGAGUGCCUUGGACUGAAGAGGAACAUAAAUUGUUUCUACUGGGUUUGAAGAAGUAUGGGAAAGGUGAUUGGAGAAAUAUUUCUCGCAAUUUUGUGAUUACUAGAACCCCAACACAGGUUGCUAGUCAUGCUCAGAAGUACUUCAUAAGACAACUUUCAGGAGGCAAAGACAAGAGAAGAGCUAGCAUCCAUGACAUAACAACAGUGAAUCUCACUGAAACCACCACAACUUCAUCAGAAGACACAAAUAGAUCCACUUCACCACACGCGCUCUCACAGCAGCAGCCAAAUCCUACUUCUACUACCCCCAGAACUCAUUUUCAGUGGAGCAAUGAGUCAAACACAGGAGUGGCUACGACACUUAGUCCUGCACAUGAAAGAGUCUUCAUGACUCCUUAUGGUGCCAACUCCUUUGAGGUUAAAAUGCAGGGACAGAAUCUGCACAAGAGUGCUCUUUAUGAGUCUUCUUACUUGGGACCUCAGACACAGAACAUGGUUUUCCAAAUGCAACAGUCCUCACAACACUAGUCUCACUUGUUGUAGUGAAUUAUUAAGGGGUAGAACCAGAAUCUCGUGUUGAUUUCAAUAAGAACAGUGCUUGAGCUUUUUCCCAAGUUCUAUGUGAAUAUCCUAGAAUGUUGGUUAGUUAUAAUGAACUUGAAGGAAGGUACGUAUAUUUGUUUCUUCAACAAAUAAAAAUUUCCUGAAAGGAGUGGCAGGCAAACAAGCCCGCAACGUUGGGUCUUGGUUGGUUUUUCUAUGUUGUCUAAGAAUAAUGGAUUUCAAGCCAAGUGUAUAAUGAAAUGUCAACUUAGAGAAAAAGAGGCACCUCAAAUUUGAAAACUAGCUAAGCAUGUAUGUAUGUAUGUAUUGAAUUCAAAGCAAAAUAUUAUUUGAGAAAUACAU